AGGACGGACGGAUUUCGUUCUGCGCACAAGUUCUAUAUUUAAAUGGAAACAAUAAUUUAUAUUCCCACAGUUACUUUUAAGUGAUCAUUACCGUGCGUGAAUUCGCUCGUGAAAUAUAAUGGAUGGUUUCCUGGUGAAAAUUUGUUUUAAGGGCAGUGUUACGUAAUCGAACGCCCGUUUCCUCGUGUGAGUGAAGAAGUUGAAUAUGUGAAGUGACGUUGUAGUAAAAUUCAAAUAACACUGUCUAAAACUGACAUUAAAACAUUUACAAAAUUUUGCUUAAAAUAAUUACCGUAAAUGUUAGCAGAUGAAUUUAUGCCCUACCAUUGCGAAUCAAAGAGAACCAGUCACAGAAAUCCGUGUAACUCAAUACUUCAACUAAUAAGGUGGAUCGGGGUCUGUCGUGAACAUGACCUAGUGCCCCAUGACAGCGGCGCUCCCCACGUCUCGAUACCAUAGCCAGCCAACCUGACGCACGUUACAUAUAAAUUAUCAAAUAUGUGGCCUCGCUGGUUGUUAUUAUGCUUGGUGGUGCUAUACGCGCGGCCAGUACACCCACAAGGCGCCCAGCAGUGCCCCGCUCCGAACACCAUGACACCUUGCAGCUGCACGGUCAAGAAAAACGGCUUGGAUAUACUCUGCGAGUUCACUGAACAGCAACAUAUACAAAAAGCAAUGAACACGCUGCGUUCGAAGCCAAUGAUUAUAUUUUAUCUGAAGCUACGUCACAACAAUCUGGCUAAGUUGCCCUCUUACAUAUUCCUGGGGCUCGAUAUACGUCAUCUGACUGUUCACAACAGCAGCCUAGCGGUCAUCGAGGAUUCUUCACUAAGCUCCAUCGGCAACAAGCUGACUCAGCUGGACGUCUCCCAGAAUAGUCUGGCCACAAUACCGACAUCUUCGUUCACACAUCUCAAUCACCUGCUCAUACUGAACAUGAAUCAUAACAAGGUGACCGCGGUACACAACAGAGCAUUCGUCGGACUUGAUACCCUAGAGAUACUGACUCUGUAUGAAAAUAGGAUUUCGGUAGUCGAUGGCGAGGCUUUCAAAGGAUUGGAAAAGAAGCUUAAGCGAUUAAAUCUUGGAGGCAAUGAAUUGACGGCGGUCCCGCAAAAAGCGCUGGCUCUUCUCGAGAAUUUGAAAAAACUUGAAAUGCAAGAAAAUCGGAUUACUUCUAUUUCAGAAGGGGACUUUGCAGGGUUACGUAACCUAGAUUCUUUAGGCCUAGCUCAUAACCAGCUUCGCGAAGUUCCGGCUCAAGUGUUUUCGCACCUUACGUUUUUGAACUCACUGGAGUUGGAGGGAAACCUGAUUCAACGUAUUGACGAGAAGGCCUUUGCUGGACUUGAAGAAAAUCUGCAAUACUUACGUCUUGGCGACAACCGCCUACAUGAGAUCCCCUCUGAAGCACUGCGUCCUCUGCAUCGUCUCCGCCAUCUGGACCUUCGAUCCAACAACAUAACAUACAUCAGUGAAGAUGCCUUCACUGGCUACGGAGACUCCAUCACGUUCCUCAACAUGCAAAAGAAUAUGAUUCAUCAGCUGCCAACAAUGGGCUUCGAUAAUCUGAACUCCCUGGAAACACUAAACCUGCAAAACAAUAAACUACAGCAUAUUCCUGAGGAAAUAAUGGAGCCGAUACUCGAUACAUUACGAGUCGUGGAUAUAAUGGAUAAUCCUCUGAUCUGUGACUGUGAGCUGGCUUGGUACGAAGCUUGGUUGGCCGGACUCCGCGACCGCGACGAUGAGAUGAUGCAGAAGAAACGGACAGUAUGUACCAUGCUCAACGAGCAUCGCGAAUACAGCGUCUCUAAAAUGCCGCUCGAAAAGAUGAGCUGCAAAAGAAAACCCACCUACGGCCGAACAUCGGGCGCGGAUACACUCAAAAAAUUCCGGGCCACCAUGAUCUGUAUAGUCACGAUUGCAUUGCUAUAGAUUUGAUUACUCAAAACUAUUUCUAAUUUUAAGUUCGUCCUAUUUAUUUCGGUGUGGGAACAACGUCGGGUCAGCUGUGGCCGGAUGGACCGACGUGUCCCUCAUGUGUUUCGUACUAUUUAUUACAUUUCAAAUUUAAAGGAGAAAAAAAACGUGAUGAAUUUAUGUUAUAAACUACGAUACAUAUCAAAUUUGGGCUGAAAAUUUAAAGAAAAUUAGCCUUACAUUUUUGGAACGGUAGCUUGAUAAGUGACGUUUCCGAUAUAGAACGUCAGGUAAGCUAGUUUUACCGUAAAAUAUAUUAGCUAAUGGUUUUGGCCUUACUAAGGUAAUGUUACCGAUAUGCUUGAAACGGAAACUUUUGGGAAUUCAAUUAAUCUACCACCCAGCAUCAGUAAACUAAUUAAUGAAUUGGAAUUUCGGAUAAUUCAUAGUAUUAAUAGAACUGUGUUCUCCAAAAUGAAUAAAACCAUCACGACAAUCAAAGCUACUUACCUUUUAUUUUGAACUCUUAAUUCCCUUUAGAUCUAAGAAGAAUCCUUGUAUAUUUUGUUAUCGUUUACCCCGCGUUGUAUAAUGUAUUCAAUUGUAUUAGUAAGCCUACGAGUAUUUACCAUGUUGACUGUUUCAUAUUAUAAUACGUUAUUAAUUGUUUCAUGAAUCUACGCAUCUAAAUAUUUAUGUAUAUUUAUAUGGAAUAUAUAAUAGCCAUUAAAAUAUAAUAUAACCCGUUUGAUAAUGUUGUACUUUCGUUUGCACACUCAAUACUUUUAGUUUUUAUUAGAAGAUUAAAUCAAUGGUUCGUCGUGUGGAUAGGAUUAAUCCUUUCACAGACAAUGGCCAUUUAGACUCUCGUAAGUUGGCGAACAAUUUCUUAAAAGAAAUUUAUGUGUGUUAAAAAUUAUGCUGAAAGCAUUGAGAGUGCAAAAAUCCCUGAAUAUGAGAUUCAUAGUUCGACUUUCGGCUAUAUUCAAUUUGCUGUCGAUCGCUAAUGGAUUUACGUAUAUCAAAACCCAAUAUAAAGUCGAAAGACGCUCUAUAAUUCUUGUACUAUCAAAUUAAUAAUAUAUACAGUUUAUCCUAAAGUUACAUAACCUUGAUUAUUCAAUAUUAUAGAAAUUCAUAAAUGUUAUAAUAAACCUAGUAUUAACAAGUUAGUAAACUUUAUGUACGUUUUAUUCUUGUAUAAGUUAUUGUUAUUUUAAUUUAUUUGCAAUUCCAAAGAGAUUUUAGUUAUUUUAGAGUUUAGUUUAUUAAGUGCAUGAAGCUUUAGUUUUAAUUAAGCCUUUCUCUCAACUUCUUUCAAUAUUUGUUCUUAUUUCGAUUUUAGAAUAAUAAAUGUGACUUUAAACUAGCUUAUAUAAUUUCUUUGCUUUAUCAAUUAAUGUUGUAAAUGUUAACUAAUUUUUAGCUUGCUUUCUAGUGCACAGAACUGCUAGCAACUGAGCAUAAAAUUGCUUUUUCAAACUUCAUUCGAUUUUUAAAUGAAUAAGUGAUAAAUUGUAACCUAAAACAUAUCCUUUAGCCUCAUAGCAUACAUUAUAAGAAAUACGAUGUAAGAUUAUUAUUAUAUAUGAAUGUUGAAAAAUUGGUAAACAAUUAGAGUAUUUUUAAAAUUUACAUUUUGACGAUUGAUUGGUAAUUAUUAUAAUUGAAAUGUAGAAUGUUUGUAGACGCGAGAUUGAAUUAAUAUAUUCAAUUUACAUUCGUUAUUACAUUUCAAAAUAAAUGUAUUUAAAAUGUUUAUAUUAUAAAUGAUCAAAAUUCUAAAAUAUAUACUCACUUCGUGCACUUGAAUUCUUUAAAUUUUAAUGCACUUUCAUAAUUAUUAUUAAUGAAGUAAAUUAAUAUUCAAGGAUAUACAUACUAAUUGCUAUACAAAUUACUGGAAUAUAUAUCUUAUUCUAGAACGUUUUUUCGAAAAUCAAUAAUAUUUGGGACUCCUAUAACGUAUUUGAAAUCUUAUCUUAUAUCAUAAUAUUCUAGAUAUUAUUCUUAUAUAUUAUUCUAUUUCGGCCCUAGCUUUCAUUUAUCUGACGCAAGUUAAGAUUAUACAUCUUACUAUUCGGGAUUGCAAACUCAGUCCUAAGUAAGAAAAUAUCUACAUAAAACCCAUAUUGAAUGGCAUAGGUAAGAAAAAGUUAAUUUAAUAUUGGUUAUUUAUAAAUUACGUUGCAAAUAUAGAAUCAGAUGCGAAGACUAAUUAUUCGAGCACCUUUUAAUAUAAACUAUUAAUUAGAGCGUUUCAAAUAUGAUUAAAUUGGAAUCUAUUAUUAUUGCUAUUGCAUAGCUUUUAUCUCGGGCUUUGAGCACGGCGACCGAGUCAAGAUAUCCCGUAACGAAAAUAAUACCUAACACCCCCACUCAGCCUACCAUGUAGCUUGCGUUCAACACAUUCACACGUUGCGCUUGUGAAGUUUUUGUGAAUAAGCGCGCGGCGGACGUCGCCGCACUGCAUGCGCACGAUGAAAAGUCUGCCCAUCUCUCUCUCGCGCGGUCUAGCUUAGGAGUGUGAAGGGGACAGUUAAUGUUUCGCUUUUGUUAAUGAUUAUAAAAAUAGCGUGGUC
Molecule: messenger RNA, 4505 nt
Organism: Bombyx mandarina (wild silkworm)
Lineage: Eukaryota; Metazoa; Arthropoda; Insecta; Lepidoptera; Bombycidae
Cellular component (GO): plasma membrane
Molecular function (GO): protein binding
Source: RefSeq, a predicted model, not a curated record